Maylandia zebra (zebra mbuna) is the source of this 2014-nucleotide messenger RNA. Lineage: Eukaryota; Metazoa; Chordata; Actinopteri; Cichliformes; Cichlidae. The record is from RefSeq and is a predicted model, not a curated record.
AUGUCUACAGAAAUUCAAAGUGUUGAAGAUUUCAGGGUGAAAUACAGCAGAGGGUCCCAGGAGGAUGAAGGAGUGAGAGAGCAGAGUGAGGUGGAGGUGUUAGAUGAUGGAGAGCAGCACCCUGACGUUGGCCUACAAGAAGCUGAUGUUCACACCGAGAAGAAGCUUCCAGCUGUGAGAAGAAGCUGGUUCAGAGCUUUUGAAGUGAACCUGGGAGUGCUGUAUCUGCUGAUUGUGGUGGGAAUCAUGACACGCUAUAUUUUAGUGAGUUUGGAAAAAGAGCAGCUGCAGAAAGAAGUGAAGCUGAAGGACAAGAUGGGAGAUGCUUUGAACAAGAGUGAAUUCAACAAACUUCACUUCAAACACAAUAAACUGAACCACAGUUACAACGAGCUACAGACUGAACAUCAAGAGACAAAACGACUCAACAGUCAGUUACAGGAAGAAGUGAAGAAGCUGAAGGAGAAGAUAGAAGAGAAGUGUCCAGAAGGAUGGAUGAGAUUUGGAUGCAGCUGCUACUUUAAAUCCACUGAGAAGAAAACUUGGUCUGACAGCAGGAGAGCCUGUCAGGAUAAAGGAGCUGAUCUGGUGAUGAUAAACAGCAAAGAGGAACAGGAAUUUGUCAGUAAUUUCAGAGGAUACUAUUGGAUUGGUCUGAGAGCCAACCAGACAUCAGGAAGAUCUAAAUGGGAAUGGGUGGACGGAUCAGCGCUGACACAAACGUUCUGGGCAGGAGGACAUGAGAAUUCCCGUCCUGGUUACUAUGGAGGCUGCUGUGACGGUGAUGGGAGAUGGAUAUGGUCAUAUUAUUCUCAUUCAACGACCUUCAUCUGUGAGAAAUGAGUUUGGUGCUUUGAUGUAAAUGUUUGAAUAAUCCAACCAAAGACACCUCACUAUGAAAUGUCCUGCAUGAGCCUCAGACUCAGCUUACAGUCUUUACUUGUUCAUUCUGCAUCAUAUAUUGAUUACAUAUAUUGUCCCUCUGUGCUCUGUGCUGUACAGUAAGGUUGGAAGUCAUCCACACAAAACCUGAAGUACUUCAUUACUCUGUAGUUCCAGCAAAUUGUUCUAAUAAAAGUCAAAGUGCAGCUUGUCUUUACUUUGCUUUACUUGGUUUAUUCAUCAGCCUGUUGGUCCUAAAACUUCAGUAAAUAUCUUCUUCAGUUUCUCUCAAACAGCUGAAAGUUGCUGCUUCUUACUUUUAGCUACAAAUCAGGAACCAAGAGACUGAAACCAGCACAAAUUCAGUUUGUCAAACUUACAACGUGUGAAUAAGUGAAGAUGAAUCCGUUUAAAACAACUUUCCUUCUUCUUCUUCACUUACAUCAAAACACAACUUUACCUUCCUGCUUAGUUUGCAGCGAGCUGCCUGCACAGCGUUAACACACUGAAGGUCAAAGUUCAUUUCAGCAUGACAGAAAGGAAAAGUCCAGAAACAACAACCCUCACAGUGGACACGGUUAAAGUCUGUUGAUGACUCUGAACAUGACUCGGGUCUUUUUGUAACGUGGGCCUUAGUCGUCUUCAUGAAUCAGACAGUUUCAGAGCCAGUUUCCAUGUGACACACUUCCUGCUUUGGACCCUUUACCUGCAGCCUGUAUGUGUCCACAUGUGAUUGGUGCAAAGCUUUUAACUAAUGACCACAGACCCUGGUUGUGUUUCGCUUCAGAUGAUUUUCAGCAUUUCAUUGAAUUCUAACUGCAUCAAAGACAUUUCAGCGUUUCAAUUCAUCAAAAUGACUUCAGAUCUUGUUGCAUGCUGUGAAUUUCUCUGCUGGUAAACUCGAAAUAACUGAAGUUCACACUGACGCCAUAUUUCCUGCAUCAGAAACAUUCGCUCAUUACUAACAUUAUAUAUUGUGUGAUGACAGCAGCUUCUGAGAAAGCUAUUUUUAAGUUGCUGCUGCUAAGUUCAAGCUCAGUGUCUGUGCAUUAUGACAAACAUUUCAAAUACAUUUGUGGCUUUGCUUGUAUUGGUGUACAAGUAUCUAUGUAUUAAUGCAUGUAAUGGAAAA